Molecule: messenger RNA, 2313 nt
Organism: Carcharodon carcharias (great white shark)
Lineage: Eukaryota; Metazoa; Chordata; Chondrichthyes; Lamniformes; Lamnidae
Product: butyrophilin subfamily 1 member A1-like
Exons: 12
Coding region: 149-1603 (484 amino acids)
Molecular function (GO): protein binding
Source: RefSeq, a predicted model, not a curated record
CUUUGCUGACUUUGACCGAAAGCCUAAAAUCGGGCGGGGCGGGACGGGACUGGGGUAGUGCGGUAAAAAAAAAGGUAAAAAUAUGUCUUAGUCAGGCCGAAUAACCAAUCGGGGGCCUGCACGGACAGGCUUUGGAGUUUCGCUCAGGAUGUUCUCGAGGAUGGGGUCCUGGGCCCUGUCUCUAAUUCUCCUCCUCAGGAUCCAUUCUGCACUGACAGGAGAGUUUCAAGUCUCUUGCUUGCAAUACCCGAUCUUGGUUGAGAUUGGUGCCACAGUAGUGCUGGAAUGCCAGCUAAUCCUCACGGUGCCAGUCGUAGACUUGGAGAUCCGCUGGACCAAGGGAAACGCACUGAUCCACCUCUACAGGUUUGGGCAGGAUGAGAACACUGGGCAGGACACCAGAUACAAGGACAGGACCCAACUCUUUGCCAGUGAAUUCAAGGAGGGCAAUGUGUCUCUGAAGCUAACAAAGGUCGAGCUGGCGGACGAGGGCGAUUAUGAGUGUUUUGUGGAUUUGCGGAACAUGGAAAUGGAAAGUGCAAUAAUCAAACUGAACGUGGCGAGUUUAGGAGAAAUGCCAUCGAUCAACUUGGACAAGUACACGGGGAAUGGAAUUCAGCUGCUGUGUGAGUCCCAGCAGUGGUUUCCUGAACCGACGGUGGAGUGGAGGGAUGAGAAUGGUAAGGCCCUAGCCCAGCAGAGCCAACCGAUAAUGAUUAAGAAUCCCAAAUCCUUCAUCAAAGUGAAGAGCUUCAUCGAUGUGACGAGUGACUCUGGGAACACCUUUAACUGUCUACUGCGAAGUGUGGGGUUGAACAAGACAGCCAGUGCCGUGUUCUAUGUCCCAGCUGAAUUCUAUCCCAAGACCUCCGGCUGGCUUUAUGCCUUCCUCCUGAUCUUCUUCACCAUCCUCGCCUUCAUCAUCGGCCUACUCCUAUUCUUCAGGAAGCAACAGAGAUAUGUCCGAGAUCUAGCAAAUAGGCCAAAAGCUGCAGAAUAUUUGCAAGAGUUGCAGCAGAACCAGGACCUCAAAAUGAAGUUUGAAAGUCUCCAGGUCGAGCUAGCCAAUAUUUGCCUUAUCCCUGAAACAGCCUUAAUGAGGAUGACUGAUGCUAAAGUUGACUUCACCCUGGACGGUGACACUGCGAAUCCAAACCUCCAGGUAUCUUCCGAUACCGUGAGCUACCCUGCAGAAGCAAAGAUUCCCGCUGGCGUGUCCAAGUUAUCCGUGCUGGGAAAUAAAGGCUUCACCAGCGGGAAGCACUUCUGGGUGGUGGAAGUGAACAGUCAGUCCCCCUGGGACCUGGGAGUAGCCAGGAAGACAAUGGUCAGGGAGGACGAGCCAGCUUUGAGCCCUGAAAACGGAUACUGGACGAUUGGGCACGACGGGCGAAAAUACUGGGCAAACGACACCAACCCCUUGGAAAUCUCCCUCGAACAGAAGGUCCAGGAGAUUGGAAUAUACAUCAACUGCCACGCUGGGAAGGUCCUUUUCUGCGAUAUGGCCACCCGUUCCCACCUCCACACUUUCACUGUCAGCUUCGAGGAGCCGAUCUACGCUUUCUUCAAUCUCUCUCAGUCUGGGGAAAUGUUAAUUUCUUAGUCGAUCACGAACUCCCUCAGACAAUAGUCCAAAACGCGUUGACCAGACCAUCGCAUGUGAUGCCAUCGCUGUGUGUUGCGGGAUGAUGAUAAUGUCAACCUCUUAAAGUCACAAGACCCAGACACUAAUUUACUCCCAGAGUUAUCCCAAAACAUUGGUAGUAGACGUUUCUCUCUUCUACUUGGCGUUAUUCAACACUGGGAGAGGGGCAGGGGGCAGACUGCAUUGGGAUAAAGGAAGACGGGGAAUGGAUUGCUCACCACAAUUCCCUCCCUCCCUAAUUACUCCCUCCCUCCCUAAUUACUCCCUCCUUUUUUGGACUGAAUCCGAUUUGGGUGAAAUUGGUUUGCUCUGGGUCUGGCCGAUUUUUCAAUGUCAUGGGGCCUGCCCUGUACCCCAAACUUGGCCAAAAGUUUACUUUCCUCCCAAUGGUUUAGAGUUUGAGCAAUAAACCUCUUCAGUGAGGGAAACGCUGCAGCAUUUGAUGUGCUGUCCUCCAGAUGAGUCAUUAAACCUGAGAUUGCCCCCACGGAUCCCAUGGUAGAAUUGCGAGGUUGGGCAAGGGGAGCUCCCUCCCCCACUCCACCGCCACCCCCCCACCCCGGUCGAUGUUUGGAUUAGAAGGGACCUGUUCACUAAGUGGCAUCUGCAUUUCAAAAUAAUUGUACUAAUGACAUGUGACUUUGUUAUUAAAGAUACAAGUUAACAAA